This is a messenger RNA of Mucor mucedo, 1589 nucleotides long. Its product is annotated as glutathione S-transferase. Gene Ontology annotation, cellular component: cytoplasm. The record is from RefSeq and is a predicted model, not a curated record. NCBI's taxonomy places the organism in Eukaryota, Fungi, Mucoromycota, Mucoromycetes, Mucorales, Mucoraceae. Gene Ontology annotation, molecular function: glutathione transferase activity. The transcript is spliced from 4 exons. The coding region runs from base 163 to 1221 and encodes 352 amino acids.
UCUCAGGUCAUCAUCUAGUUUGUAACGAUUGGCUGAAUAAAUUAUUUCAAAUGCUUAUUCAGUUAUUAAUCAUCCAAUUUCAUGUAAAUAAUGCAGUCCCCCACCCAUUUUCGCGUAUAAACCUAUAUAAUCGACUCUUUUUUCUACUUCUUUUUUUUUUGCAUGUAUUUGUUUUCCAAAGUUUUUACUUUUAAACACACCUUUUCCAAACAAGUAUCAACAACAACUUUUAGUCUAUUUAAACACACCAUGUCUACUACUGCUUCUUCUGAUAACAAGCCUGCUAUUCUUAACUGGGCAUCCAAGGAUGGUGAAUUCAGACGCCAACAAUCCACUUUCCGUGAUACUAUUGUAGAUGAUGCAUCUGCACAAUUUGCUGCUGAACCUGAUCGUUACCAUCUUUAUAUUUCUUGGGCCUGUCCUUGGGCACAUCGUACUGCUCUUGUGCGUAAACUCAAGGGUUUGGAUAGCUUAAUUGGUCUUUCUGUAGUGGAUUACUUGAUGUUGGACAAAGGAUGGAAGUUUUCCAGCUCAGAAGAGUGUCCUGGUGCUAUUCCCGAUACCGUGAAUGGAGCUCAACAUGUACGCGAUCUUUACUUUAAGGUGAACCCCAACUACGAAGGUCGAUUCACUGUUCCCCUCUUGUGGGACAAGAAGACCGAAACCAUUGUGAAUAACGAGAGUUCGGAAAUCAUUCGCAUGUUUAAUACUGCUUUUAACAAGUACUUGACAAAGGAGCAAGCAGCUAUCAACUAUUAUCCUGAAGACUUGCGUGAAGAGAUUGACGAAAAGAAUGAAUGGAUCUAUGAUACCAUUAACAAUGGUGUAUACAAGUCUGGUUUUGCUACCACACAAGAAGCAUACGAAAAGAACGUGUACCCAUUAUUCAAAUCUUUGGACCGUGUGGAGAAAUUACUCGAGGGUAAGAAAUACUUGGUGCAAGACACUUUCACCGAGGCAGAUAUCCGUUUGUUUACGACUAUUGUGCGAUUUGACCCUGUUUACUUUGGUCACUUCAAAUGUAACUUGAAAUCCAUUGAGUUUGGUUACCCCAAUAUUUUGGAAUGGACCCGUCGUAUUUAUCAAAAGGCUGGUGUCAAGGAAACGGUUAAUAUGGAGCAUAUUAAGGGUCAUUACUACAAGUCCCAUCGUCAAAUUAAUCCUACUCAAGUGGUGCCUGUUGGCAACGGACCCGACCUCCUCGUUCAUGUUGACCAAUAAAAUAAAAUAAAUGUUUGUGUAACGCACGUCGCAGAGAGUUAAAUAUAUAUAAAAGAGAGACAAAAGUGAGGACGUAAUCGUUUCAGCAAUAAAUAAUAAAAAAAAAUUAUGAACUAAGUUUUUUUUAUUUUUUCUUGUUUUAUAAGAGAAGAAAAAGAGGUGGGGGGUUAUCUUUAUUUACACGCCUUCCAUUUGGCCUUCCAACUCAUCCAUCUCAGCCUUGGCUUCUUGGUAUUUGGCAUCCAAAUCAGCGUUCUUCUUGUCCCAAACAGCGAUUUCUUGUUGAAUCUUGACAGCCUUCUUACCAAGUUGUUCAGCACGUAAAUCAGCCUCACGGAAACUAAUAAAAAAGGGGUUGAAAUCUAUUA